Molecule: messenger RNA, 1931 nt
Organism: Telopea speciosissima
Lineage: Eukaryota; Viridiplantae; Streptophyta; Magnoliopsida; Proteales; Proteaceae
Product: cyclin-dependent kinase C-2-like
Exons: 13
Coding region: 116-1663 (515 amino acids)
Biological process (GO): protein phosphorylation; positive regulation of transcription elongation by RNA polymerase II
Cellular component (GO): nucleus; cyclin-dependent protein kinase holoenzyme complex
Molecular function (GO): ATP binding; RNA polymerase II CTD heptapeptide repeat kinase activity; cyclin-dependent protein serine/threonine kinase activity
Source: RefSeq, a predicted model, not a curated record
CAAAGGUUCUCAGAAACCCUUCAUCGGAUAUUCCCGUAAUCUCAUCCUCCAUUUUCAGUCAAGAGACGAUGAUCUGAUUUUCUCGUCGGCAUAUUCGAAUCUGGGAAGGUUAGAGAUGGCUGUGGCGCCCUCCGGCCACCUCAAUCUCAAUGAGUCACCCUCAUGGGGAUCUCGAAGCGUGGACUGUUUCGAGAAAUUGGAGCAGAUUGGUGAAGGAACUUAUGGUCAAGUUUACAUGGCUAGGGAAAUCAAAACAGGGGAAAUUGUUGCUUUGAAAAAGAUACGAAUGGACAAUGAAAGGGAAGGGUUUCCAAUAACUGCCAUACGUGAAAUUAAAAUUCUAAAGAAACUACAUCAUGAAAAUGUAAUAAAGUUGAAAGAGAUUGUGACUUCUCCUGGUCCUGAGAAAGAUGAACAAGGGAGACCAGAUGGUAACAAAUACAAAGGUGGCAUCUACAUGGUUUUUGAAUAUAUGGACCAUGAUUUGACAGGUCUCUCCGACCGUCCUGGGAUGCGAUUUUCAGUUCCUCAAAUCAAGUGCUACAUGAGGCAAUUGUUGACUGGGCUUCAUUACUGCCAUGUCAAUCAAGUGCUUCAUCGUGACAUCAAAGGCUCUAAUCUUCUUAUAGACAAUGAAGGAAAUCUGAAACUUGCUGAUUUUGGUCUUGCACGGUCGUUCUCCAAUGAUCACAAUGGCAAUCUUACAAAUCGCGUGAUUACUUUGUGGUAUAGACCUCCAGAGUUGCUUCUUGGAACCACAAAGUACGGUCCAGCUGUGGACAUGUGGUCUGUCGGUUGUAUCUUUGCGGAGCUGUUGCAUGGGAAACCUAUCUUUCCUGGAAAAGAUGAGCCUGAGCAAUUGAACAAGAUCUUUGAGCUGUGUGGAGCUCCUGAUGAGAGCAAUUGGCCUGGAGUUUCCAAGAUUCCCUGGUAUAACAAUUUCAAGCCAACAAGGCCAAUGAAGAGACGUCUAAGGGAGGUUUUCAGGCACUUUGACCGCCAUGCAUUGGAGUUGCUGGACAGAAUGCUGACUCUUAAUCCCAGUCAGAGAAUAUCUGCCGAGGAUGCACUUGAUGCCGAGUAUUUUUGGGCUGACCCCUUGCCUUGUGAUCCAAAAAGCUUACCUAAGUAUGAAUCAUCUCAUGAGUUUCAAACAAAGAAAAAACGACAACAGCAGCGCCAACACGAAGAAACGGCAAAGCGUCAGAAGCUGCAGCAUGCACAGCAGCAUCAACGCCUGCCUCCUACCCAGCAGAGUGGACAAACACAUCCCCAGCUCCGUCAAGGCCCUAACCAGCCAAUGCAUUCUUCCCAGCCUCCAAUUCCAGCAGGAGCUAGCCACCACUAUGGUAAACCUCGUGGGCCUUCGGGAGGACCAAACAGAUACCCACAGAGUGGAAACCCCAGUGGGGGAUACAAUCACCCUAAUCGUGGAGGCCAAGGUGGAGGAGGUUACAGUGGUGGACCAUAUCCACCGCAAGGGCGUGGCCCUCCGUAUCCUGCAAGUGGUAUACCUGGUGCAGGACCCAGAGGGAGUGGCAGUAAUUAUGGAGGGGGUGCUCCGAAUUAUCCUCAAGGGGGUCCAUACGGAGGUUCGAGUGUUGGCAGGGGUUCAAACAUGAUGGGUAAUAAUCGGAAUCAACAGUAUGGCUGGCAGCAGUAAUGUUUGAUUAUUGAUGUUUAUGGUCUUCUGAAGUCCCCCUACAUUAAUUUGGGGGUGAAUAAAGGAUGUUCAAGAGAAAUGUUAAAUUUUAAAAAAAAAAGAAAAAAAGAAUUGGCUCUAGGUUGAAGGGUUUUGAUGUUUUCCAGUGACAAAACCUGAUAAAUUAGAGUCUUAUGUUGAAACCAAUAGAUCCUGUUUCCACUAUACCUUGUGAUCAUGUAAACCUAAAUGAAAAGAAUGAGUUGCUUUUCUGGAAAUAUUAUCUGAA